AUUUAGUUUUCUACCAGAUGGCAUUGGAAAAAGAUUAAAAUCACUAUAUAGCGAAUGAUUUAAGACUUUAAGAAACACUAAAUCUAUCGUUUCGUCUACUGUUCAAGUGUUGUGGAGCUGAAAAAAAUAUACUUUAAUUGGAGUAAAAAGAAGAGUUUUCAGCCGAAAAAUAAUUCAACAAUAGAGAUAAUCUUCUCGGAUGCUUAUUAUGUAAACUUUCAAAUUCUUGAUGUCUGAAGUUCGAAGAAGACAUUAAUCACAGACAAAAUAUCCAGAGAAAAGAAGAAAUUUAAUUAGAUGGAUAAGUCAAUUCCCAACUGCUACUUAUCAAAAAAAUUUGAUUCCAUUAUUGCCUACAAAAUAUCGUAUCAUAAAAGGAUUACUUACAUGACACGGACAUUCUUUUCUACAAAGGUGUGUUAGUAUUGUCGCAAGUACAUGACGACAUGAAACAUUGCCAUUAGCAGAAGGAACCGAGCCAGCGUCAACGACACACGUAGUGACUCGUUGAUACGCGGAAUUGGUUUGUCUUAAAUUCAGGUAAAAAUGAAAGAGAGAUAGCAAAGCAUUUUUUCACAAAUUUUAUCGAUAGUUGAGAAAAAUUAAAAGUGCCAAGAACUCGUUUUUCUACUAUAAUCGAACAAGAAAGAAAGUAAGUGAGACAGCCUCCAGUUUAGUUUUGCACAAUCCUAAAGGCUCGCGAGUGUUCGAAUCGGCGCCUCCAUUGAAAAACGAUAAAAAUAAAUAAACAAAAUGUGGUUUUUAAUUUUUGCGCUUGUGUGUUGUGAAGUGUCAUCUGAAUUACAACAGGAUUUAAGUGAUGUUAAUUUUUCUACAACAGGAAGUCAAAGGAGAAUAGUACCUGACAAUUCUAGUAUUACUUCGAUAUCGUUACCGAUUGCGAGGACAAUGAAUACUUUAGGAAAAUUUAAUUAUUCUGAUCUCAUAGAAGAUUUUCCAGCCCCAGCAGAAAUAAUUCGAGUUGGAAGAAAUUCUCAAUCUAGAGCAAUAAGGCCAGAGUUUGCAAAAUGCAUGCCCGAGAGUACAGUUGUGCGGGUUGUCAAAAAUCCUGAACCAUCGACCAUUUACUUUCCAGCAUGUAUAAGAGUAAAAAGAUGUGGAGGCUGUUGCCAAAAUAGUUUAUUGGCCUGCGAACCAACAGCGAAUAAUACAAUAUAUUAUGAAAUAACAGCAACAACGAUUAAUUACUCAACAGAGAACCAUAAACCUUUUCGAUUUAAGAAUGCAAUUAUUGUACCAAUAGAAGAGCAUACAGCAUGUAGAUGUGUUUGCGCGAUUAAGGAAACAGAUUGUAAUAGUAAUCAAAUGUACAAGCCGGAAGAAUGCAGAUGUCAAUGUAAAAACCUUGACGAGAAAGAAAAUUGCAAAGCGGGUAACGCCAAGAAAACGUGGAACCCUGAGCUCUGUAUCUGUCAAUGUCAGGAAGUUGAACAAUGUCCUACAAACUUCUACUUCGAUCCAAACACUUGCAGCUGCAAGAAGAUAGUAGUCGAAGCCUGGUCCAGCGACAACAGAAGACCAAAUUAUAGCUUUAAUACACCAAGACCUAGUCAGUCGUUACCGGUUUUAUAUCCACCCGAUGUAGACGAUUCGCGAAAACGACGAUAACAAUAUGCUGAACAGUAAAAAUUAAUUAUGUUUUCUAUUCAAGUAUUUAUACUGCUAAGAAAUUUCGCCUUACCAGAAUUGUAAAAAGUAUUAACAUUAAGAGAUUAAAGUCUGGAUAAGCGACUAUUCAUCACAUAGAUUAAUUUUUAAUUUCUAUUUGACUAUGUGAAGUACCAUUUCUUCGGUUUGUUAUUAUGACUUUUAUUAAUUUAAAAAAUGUAAAUUUUCGUAAACUACAAUGACGUAUUACAAAUUAUGUCACAUUAUUCUAUAAUAGUAAUGAAUGAAACUCAUGUGAUAGUUUUUACCUGUUGUGAAUUUAAAAUAACAUCCAGAAGUAUUCAUAUCAAAAUAUUGUAUAAAGUUACAAUAUAAUUGACUCAACUUUAAGCUAAAGAAUGUAAAUUCAUGUUUAUUUUCAUAUUUAUAUAUUAUUGUAAUUAAAUUAUGAAAGAGAAUUAUAGGGACAUUAUUUCUAACGUAUAUUAAAAUAACGACUGCGUUUUCAGUAAACUGUAAUUGUUUAUAGGUUUUAAAAGCCUUUUAAAUUCUUUUACUGUUUAUAAAUUUUUUACAUGCAAAUUUAUGUAGUACAAUAUGUUGCUAGAUAUAUUUUCACGUUAAUUUUUUAACUUAAAAAUUUAUGUUACAAAAUACAUUUUUGCAUUAUUUAUUACUCUAAGAAACGGAUAUUAUCAUUUCUCGUAAAGAAUGUUUUUAUCAUAAAAGUGGAAUUUACUUCCUUAGUAACAUAUAUCAGAAAAAACAAACAAUAGAUUUGUAAAAAAUAUUUAAAUUUUCUAACAAUCUUUUGAUUCACGUUUUAUUUGGUCCGUAACUUUGCUUGAAGUCCGUAAAAGUCCGUUUUUUUGAAAAAAGGUCCGUAAAGUCCGUAAAUUGUGAAUUGUAAAUUGUAAAUUUGGAUAAUUUUAGAGAAAUUGCAAAUGAUUGUA
Messenger RNA from Leptopilina heterotoma, 2582 nucleotides. It is a transcript of the gene Pvf1, whose product is annotated as vascular endothelial growth factor A. Gene Ontology annotation, biological process: positive regulation of cell population proliferation; positive regulation of protein autophosphorylation. Bases 754 to 1629 code for a protein of 291 amino acids. Lineage: Eukaryota; Metazoa; Arthropoda; Insecta; Hymenoptera; Figitidae. The record is from RefSeq and is a predicted model, not a curated record. Gene Ontology annotation, cellular component: membrane. Gene Ontology annotation, molecular function: growth factor receptor binding; growth factor activity. The transcript has 8 exons.